Sinocyclocheilus rhinocerous is the source of this 1210-nucleotide messenger RNA. RefSeq lists its product as uncharacterized. The record is from RefSeq and is a predicted model, not a curated record. The transcript has a single exon. NCBI's taxonomy places the organism in Eukaryota, Metazoa, Chordata, Actinopteri, Cypriniformes, Cyprinidae. The annotation marks the transcript as partial.
AUUCAUUAUAUUGAUGCAGUGUGUUUUGUGAUGAAGGCGUUUCAGAAUCGACUCUCUGGAAAAGAGCUUUACAUCUUUCACUCAGUUCUGUCUCUGUUUGGUAGAGAUAUAGAGGAGAACAUAGUGUUUCUACUCACACAGUCAAAUGGGCAACAUCCAAAAGAUGCUCUCAAUGUAAUUAAGAAAGCACAGAUUCCCUGCAGAAAAGAUGGGAAAAAACAACCUGUUUACUUGUUAUUCAACAACCAACAGAAAGAAAAAAGACACAAACAAUAUGAUCAGAUACUCAGAUCAUCAUGGGAAAUGGGAGAAGAAAGCAUCAAUGAGUUCUUCACACUCCUGAAAGAAAAGAACAGAAAAAGUGUUGUGAUGACAUUAGAUGUUCUGAAAGAGCAAAAACAACUCGAGGCCUGUGUCGACAAUCUGAAGGAGCGAAUCUCUGAGGAGGAGUCAAAAAUGAAAGAACUGAGUCAGAUUCAGGAAGCUGUCAAAGAUCUCAGACACAAGAUUCAGAAAUGUGAAAACUUUCAGUUUACAGUCAAAACAGCUGUGAAAGAAAAAGUCUCCACUAAAAAUGAAUGGCUGUGGAAGAGAAAUGUAACAUCCUGCUCCGACUGUGAGGAAAACUGUCAUGAGAGCUGCUUAAUGGAUGAAGAACCUUCAACGUGUUCAGUCAUGAAAAACAGUCAAUGCACUGUGUGUACAGGGAAGUGUCAUUAUAGCAAACAUGUCAGAGAGAACAAAAAAUAUGUGACAGAGACAAAGAUAAUCACUAUGACAUUUGUUGACCUAAAACAGGAGUAUGAACGCACUGGUGAAAAGCCUAAAACCAACUUUGAUAAAAAAAUCUUUGAAAAUAUUACAAAGGAACAUAAACAAGCCAUGAACGAGUCUGAGAAUAAUACAAAAAUAGAACAAAAUCUGAAGAGCGAUCUUGAGAAGAUUAAAAAUGAAAAGUCCCGACUGCUGCAUGAAGCUUAUGUGACCAUCACGAGUCUGUCCGAGAUCGCGUUAAAAUCAGACAGCGCUUUCACUCUUCAACAUCUGGAUUUCUUGAUUCCCAGGCUGAAGGAGGAGAGAAAAGAUGAAUGGAUGAAGAACCUGAAGGAUCUGAGGAAAGCUGGAGAAGAGAAGAAUAAUAAGGGGGCUUUACGGCACGUGAUGGAUUUCGCUGGGCAAAAAUUGAAGCAAUUUGACAAUCGUGUAACUG